AUGGUAGCAGCAGCUAAAAUUUUAGGAGCAGGAUUAGCAACUAUUGGACUAGCAGGAGCUGGAGUUGGUGUUGGAUUAGUAUUCGCCGCUUUAAUUAACUCUACUUCUCGAAACCCAUCUCUACGACCUCAAUUAUUCUCUUACACAAUUCUUGGAGUCUCUAUGGUAACAUGUAUUGUCGCAUUAACAGAAGCAAUUGGUUUAUUCGCACUUAUGAUGGCAUUCUUACUAUUAUACGCAGCAUAG
Messenger RNA from Auanema sp. JU1783, 246 nucleotides. The record is from the annotation of a GenBank genome assembly. NCBI's taxonomy places the organism in Eukaryota, Metazoa, Nematoda, Chromadorea, Rhabditida, Rhabditidae.